AAAAUUGCAUAUUAAUGUGUUUAAUAUAUUUAGGUAUUUCGUGUUACCUUCCUGCAAUUUAAUGAACAUCCUCACAAACAGUCAUGUCAGCCCGGAAUAUUUAGACGCUCCCUCUUACAGAAAGUGGUGAAAGUCAGAUCUGCGACAACAGAAAUGCCUUUGCAAGUUGCUAACAAACACUGAGCAUCGUUUUAAAACAGAGGAAACAUGGCUAAUAUUCCUACGUCCGUGACGACAUUAGAAGAAACGAGAACUCGUCUCUGUGAGGAGUUUGCGUCCCUCACAGGAUCGGAUAGCGCUGUGGCUCAAUGCUACCUUGCUGAAAAUGACUGGGAAAUGGAGAGAGCUCUGAAUUCAUUUUUUGAGGCAGAUAUGGAAGCGGUUUUUGAAGUGGAGGAUUCACCCGAGCAGAACAGUAGCCCACCCAAAGUUAAAAGACAGAAGUUGGACAAACCACAGACCAAUGAGGAAUGCAUUGACCUGACCAAUGAGGAGGCUGCAUGUGCCAGCAGUGCACGGGUAACUGACUCCAAGUCAGUUGAACCCAGAGCCUCCUCUUCAGGCACCAGCUCAGAGGACCCGGAUGACAGCAAACUGUCGCUGGUUUCGUGGAAUGUGGACGGUCUGGACACAGCAAACCUGGGUGACCGCGCUAGAGGCCUCUGCUCUUACCUUGCCCUUUACACCCCUGAUGUGGUUUUGCUGCAGGAACUCAUUGAGCCAUAUGUUCAAUACCUGAAGAAGAGGGCUGUAAGCUACACCAUUAUUGAGGGAGGUGAGGAGGGCUACUUUACUGGUUUGAUGCUGAAGAAGUCCAGAGUAAAACUCCUGAAGAGUGAGAUCGUCAGUUUCCCAUCAACGCAGAUGAUGAGGAAUCUGCUAGUUGCUCAGGUGAAGUUUAAGGAGCAGGACCUGUGUGUGAUGACAUCUCACUUUGAGAGCUGUAAGGGCCAGGCAGAGGAGAGGAUGAAACAGCUCAGGCUGGUGUUGAAGAGGAUGAACGAGGCACCCCCCAAUGUGACUGUCAUUUUUGGAGGGGACACUAACCUGAGAGACACAGAGGUGGUGAAGGUGGGCGGUCUUCCUCAUGGUGUGUGUGACGUGUGGGAGCGCCUGGGCAAGCAGGAACACUGCAGAUACACAUGGGACACGAGAGCCAACAGCAACAAGAGCGUCCCGUAUGUCAGCCGCUGUCGCUUUGACCGCAUCUACCUGCGGCCGGCCAAGGAGGGCCCGGGUUCCCAGAUGGCCCCGGACCACAUGGCCCUGCUGGGUCUGGAGAAGCUAGACUGCGGUCGCUACACCAGUGAUCACUGGGGGAUCUACUGUAGCUUCAUCCCUGGCUCCUGAGGCUCUCCAAUGCUGUCGUGGUACAGUGCUGGUGCCACAACCCCAGGGUUCGGCCCUACAGGGCCUUUUGGGACGCACACUGACUGAGAGUGAAUUUUAAGGUUUAUUGAUCUCGGCAAGACUUAGAAGGGAAUUUGGGCUUUGAGCAGUUUCAACUUCCCAAUGGACAGGUAUAUGGUAGAGCGUGCUGUAAUAGUGGACGGUUAAAGCUCUCCUGUCCUGGCCCAGAUAAGUCCAGUAUUUAACAGCUUAGGUAUCCACUGGUUUCAGUGAGCUUCAACGACUGUUCCCCUUCAGUUCGUCUUCAGAGACCGUGGCUGUCAUUUUAAUUUCAAUGUGCGAUAAGAAAAUGUUUGGUUUUAGAAGCUGAAUCUGUUUUAAUAUUGUGGCUUGAAAUCACUUGAAAACAGUUUGAAUAAAUAAACAUAUGGUAUUGUGCACCUUCA
Esox lucius (northern pike) is the source of this 1796-nucleotide messenger RNA. It is a transcript of the gene tdp2b, whose product is annotated as tyrosyl-DNA phosphodiesterase 2b. The transcript is spliced from 7 exons. The record is from RefSeq and is a predicted model, not a curated record. Gene Ontology annotation, biological process: double-strand break repair. Lineage: Eukaryota; Metazoa; Chordata; Actinopteri; Esociformes; Esocidae. Gene Ontology annotation, molecular function: 5'-tyrosyl-DNA phosphodiesterase activity; single-stranded DNA binding; protein binding. The coding region runs from base 208 to 1350 and encodes 380 amino acids. Gene Ontology annotation, cellular component: cytoplasm; PML body.